Molecule: messenger RNA, 1180 nt
Organism: Maniola jurtina (meadow brown)
Lineage: Eukaryota; Metazoa; Arthropoda; Insecta; Lepidoptera; Nymphalidae
Product: vacuolar protein sorting-associated protein 26C
Exons: 7
Coding region: 203-1111 (302 amino acids)
Biological process (GO): intracellular protein transport
Cellular component (GO): endosome
Source: RefSeq, a predicted model, not a curated record
UUGUUUACAAAAUUACAAACAAUUAGUUACAAUACCUAUUAAUUUUUACAAAACAAAACUAAUUUACUGUUAUAAAAUUAUUUUAACUAUUUAGCUGGAUUACUUUAUUAAAACCCUAUAAUAUAAAGUGUAAGCUACAGAUUUUUUCAGUUUAAACUAAAAUUUAAAGUUUUACUUAAUUGCAAAGUUUUCAAAGGCUGAAAUGUCUGCCAGUCUUACCAUCAACUUAAAGAGGGCAAGCAAAGUUUAUCAUGAAGGGGAGACGAUUGCUGGUGUAGUUGUGGUGGACACUUCAGGAGAUCUGCGCCAUGAAGGUCUCAGUUUAACUAUGGAAGGUUCAGUCAAUCUGCAACUGAGCUCAAAAAACACUGGCAUCUUUGAUGCAUUCUCCAACAGUAUAAGGCCAUUAAAUCUUAUCAACACAUCAAUAGAGUUAGCCCCAGCUGGUAAAAUCCCUGUUGGUGUAACAGAGAUCCCCUUUGAGAUGCCGCUGGUAGGUCGGCAGACAUCCAUGGGGCCUGGCCUGCUGGAGACCUACCAUGGGGUGUUUGUGAACGUGAUGUACACCUUAAAGUGCGGCAUGAAGAGGUCCUUCUUGAACAAACCACUCAAUGCCAGCUGCCAGUUCUUUGUACAGUAUAAACAUCAAGAGCGCGCGCCAGCCAAGCCAGUGCGAUGUGAGAUCACACCCGCGACGCUCCGCGCGGCGGGCGGCGCCACUCGCGCCAACAUGCCGAAGUUUCAGCUCUACGCAGAGAUAGACUCCACUGUGUGUGCACUUGACUCGCCACUUACCGGGAAGAUACGCGUAGACGAAUGCUCGGUGUCAAUAAAAUCUAUUGAACUGCAGUUAGUGCGUGUAGAGACGUGUGGCUAUACGGAAGGGUACUCCAAAGAUGCGACGGAGAUCCAGAAUAUCCAAGUGGGUGACGGCGACGUGUGCCACGGGCGGGACAUCCCGCUGUACAUGGUCCUGCCGCGACUCUUCACCUGCCCCACCACCACCACGCCACACUUCAAGAUAGAAUUCGAGCUAAAUAUUGCUGUUAUAUUCGAAGACGACUAUUUGGUGACAGAAAACUUUCCCAUACUAUUGUUAAGAAGUAGAUAGUUGUAUUUGUAUAAAGCGAUAGCUGUAAUAUUAUGUAUUAAGUUUAUUAAAUUAUUUCUAUUUAGUUUC